AUGCCGGACUACGCACCGUUCGUGAAGUACUUCAACGAGUACCCAAACAUUCCCGCGAGUGAGACCUCGGCGUACAGCCGCAUUGCGGACACAACGUGGCGCCUCCUAACGGCCUCCGAGAAGGAGAACGCCGGUUCAAAGGGCUCCGCCGCUGCGCCUGCGGCGUGUCCCUCGAUUGUCAUUGGCCGGCUGCUCGUGUCCACCGAGGAUCGCUGGCGCAUUCAGGCGCACAUGCGCCGCGAGGAGGCGAAGGCGGGAGCCGGGCGAAAGGAGUACAAUAAGAAGGUGACGCGCGCGACCAUGAACACAAAAGGGCCGGUGCAAACCGGGGGAUUUCCGCCUGGCAGGGGUCGGCCGGUGUGA
Messenger RNA from Trypanosoma conorhini, 363 nucleotides. RefSeq lists its product as uncharacterized. Bases 1 to 363 code for a protein of 120 amino acids. NCBI's taxonomy places the organism in Eukaryota, Euglenozoa, Kinetoplastea, Trypanosomatida, Trypanosomatidae. The transcript has a single exon. The record is from RefSeq and is a predicted model, not a curated record.